Messenger RNA from Tinamus guttatus (white-throated tinamou), 1149 nucleotides. The record is from RefSeq and is a predicted model, not a curated record. NCBI's taxonomy places the organism in Eukaryota, Metazoa, Chordata, Aves, Tinamiformes, Tinamidae.
AUGGCGAUGGCUCCCUUGACACCGGAGCCAGGCCGGGACGCGGCAUGGGAAUCUCUGCCGGGGCCCGGCUGCGGGGAAGGCGCCAUGGUGGAGCAGCCGCACGAGAAUCUCAAAACAUACAAGGUCAAACGCUUCCCCGCAAACGCUGCCAUGAAUAUUAACGCGGGCAUCCCGCGCGCUGCGCUCGCCGCCGCGCGCUCCCGGCCACCCCGCGCCAAAGGGACACGCGGCCGGCACGGGCACCGACGGUGCUGCGGGGCCUGCGGCCGGGUGGGGGCCUUGAAGGUCUCGCUGGCCGAGGAUGACGACAGGCUCAUCAUCCGCAACGGGAACAACGUGGAGGCGCCACCGGUGUACGACUCGUACGAGGUGGAGUACCUGCCCAUUGAGGGGCUGCUCAGCACCGGGCGCCACUUCUUCGUGGAGCUCACCACCGACAGCAGCGGGGCCUCGGCCGGCAUGGCGCUGCGCUACGAGGCCUUCGAGCGCGGCCACUGCUACGAGCCCUUCGUCAAGUACGGCAACUUCACGGCCAGCGACAGCCGCUACCCUGUGGGCACCACGGUGGAGUUCAGCUGCGACCCCGGCUACACGCUGGAGCAGGGCUCCACCAUCAUCGAGUGCGUUGAUCCCGGCGACCCGCAGUGGAACGAGACGGAGCCGGCGUGCCGCGCCGUGUGCAGCGGGGAGCUCACGGACGCGGCCGGCGUGGUGCUGUCGCCCAACUGGCCGGAGGCGUACGGCAAGGGCCAGGACUGCAUCUGGGGGCUGCACGUGGAGGAGGACAAGCGCGUCAUGCUGGACGUCCGCUUCCAGUCAGACCCUGGCGCCGGUGUGUUCGGCUACCAACAGGGCUUCGUCAUCCACUUCUCCGAGGUGCCCCGCAACGACACGUGCCCCGAGCUGCCCGAGAUCCCCAACGGCUGGAAAACCACCUCGCACCCCGAGCUGGUGCACGGCACCGUCGUCACCUACCACUGCUACCCCGGCUUCGAGCUCUCCGGCACCGACGUCCUCAUGUGCCACUGGGACCUGACGUGGAGCGGCGACUUGCCAGCGUGCGAGCGGGUGAUGUCCUGCCGCGACCCCGGCGACGCGGAGCACGGCCGCAGGGUGGUCUCGAGCGCCAAGUUCCCGGUGGGGGCCCCG